AUGGUGACCAUGCUGUUGCUCCUGGCCACUCUGGCUGGUCUCUUCACUACAGCCAAAGGACAAAGCUUCCAUCUUGGGAAAUGCCCGUCUCCUCCGGUGCAAGAGAAUUUUGAUGUGAAUAAGUAUCUUGGAAGAUGGUACGAAAUUGAGAAGAUCCCAGCGAGCUUUGAGAAAGGAAACUGCAUUCAAGCCAACUACUCGCUGAUGGAGAACGGAAACAUCAAAGUGCUAAACAAGGAGUUGAGACCUGAUGGAAUGGUGAACCAAGUUAAGGGUGAAGCCAAACAGAGCAACGUUUCAGAGCCAGCCAAGCUGCAAGUCCAGUUCUCUGCACUGAUGCCACCGGCACCCUACUGGAUCCUGGCCACCGACUAUGAGAACUAUGCCCUCGUGUACUCCUGCACUACCUUCUUAUGGCUCUUCCACGUGGAUUAUGUUUGGAUCCUGGGAAGAAAUCCUUACCUCCCUCCAGAAACAAUAAGCUCCCUAAAAUAUAUCCUUACUUCUAAUGACAUCGACAUCGACAAAAUGACAAUAACAGAUCAAGCGAACUGCCCGGACUUCCUGUAA
Molecule: messenger RNA, 570 nt
Organism: Grammomys surdaster
Lineage: Eukaryota; Metazoa; Chordata; Mammalia; Rodentia; Muridae
Gene: Apod
Product: apolipoprotein D
Exons: 4
Coding region: 1-570 (189 amino acids)
Biological process (GO): brain development; tissue regeneration; lipid transport
Molecular function (GO): cholesterol binding
Source: RefSeq, a predicted model, not a curated record